Messenger RNA from Periophthalmus magnuspinnatus, 2462 nucleotides. It is a transcript of the gene senp2, whose product is annotated as SUMO specific peptidase 2. Gene Ontology annotation, molecular function: deSUMOylase activity. NCBI's taxonomy places the organism in Eukaryota, Metazoa, Chordata, Actinopteri, Gobiiformes, Gobiidae. The record is from RefSeq and is a predicted model, not a curated record. Gene Ontology annotation, biological process: protein desumoylation. Bases 140 to 1873 code for a protein of 577 amino acids. The transcript has 17 exons. Gene Ontology annotation, cellular component: nucleus.
CGCACAUCCUAACAGCUCAGUCAGAAGGCUAGUGCUAACGCGCCACUGAUCGUACGUGUCGUAGCUAGCAUUUUCCCCCGUAUUUGUAGUCCUGGCCCGCAUCCACCAGCUUGAUCCCAUUUUCUGGUUGUUGUCUGGGAUGUAUGGAUGGAUAGUUGACGGCAUUUCAUCGCUGUUUGAGCCCCUCGCUGGGCAGAAGUUGACCGAGUGUCCAGUGGAGGAAGGCGCCCGUAGCAGCAGCACGCGCGGGGGGAAUAACGGCAGAGCGGCUAAACGGAGCUACCACAGCAUUGACAUAAAUGAAAGUGUUUACACAAGUGAGGUGGAGGCCAAACGACGAAAGCGAGAUGUAGUCCUAAGCUUUGUAAAGAAGACCGUAGCUAGAGUCGCUGGUCUCCUCAGGUUGCGGAGGCCAGUAAAGAACAGCUACCAGCACUCCCAGUAUGAAGACACUCAGCUUGUUGCCCCAAUGGGGAUAGAUGAGCUCCACACCUCCUGCAUUACCAAGUCUGACUGGAUAAUGGAUAAACCAGGUGGAGCUAACAAUCCCUUUAAAACCGCUUCUCCUCCUUUGAUGAGGAAGCACAGUGGUGGUGGUAGUCUGCAUGACAGGGACAGAAGAGGCUCCCUCCAGCUGCUCCAGUCCAGAUCCGCUCUGAGGCUGGGGUCCAGCACUGUGGACCCUGUGAGCUCCAGCUAUGGACACAACCGCUGCUACAAGCCUAAUCUCACUGUGGAGGAGACUAUUAGACAGAAUAACAAAGAACACUACAGGCGUUUGCUGGAGAUGGUGUCGGAGAAGUACAGCAAGAAUCAACCACUACCUUUUAACCAAUCAAAGCCACAGGAUGAAUUAUCAUCCAAAACAGAACAUACAACUACCCAUAAGCCCUUUGGCCCCAAGAAGACUGGACAAACUAUGGGCCCUGCUGUAUUUACACGGAGGAACCAAACUCCGAGGGGCAGAUGGUGUGCUGCCAAUUUUAGUAACUCAUUCAGUGGGCCUGUUGAAGAUGCACAACAUGCACAGAGCACCAAGCAGAAGCAGAGUGCAGAUGUGGACCUGUCUACUGAAAUGGCCACUCGUCUGAACCUGGUGGAAAAAGCCCCUCCCUCUGCUGUGUGCCUUCCGGAGCCCUACUCUGCUCACAGCGCACACGUGAGAUACACUGAGGAAGAUGUACCCAGACUGAGCAAGGAAAUGGCAGCUGAAGUGAGUUCUGCUUUGUCUCAGAGGGAUCCCAAUCUGGUGUUAAGUGCUGCUUUUAAACUACGCAUCACUCAAAGGGACUUGGCCACACUGCAGGAAGGAGGCUGGCUCAAUGAUGAAGUGAUAAACUUCUACCUGUCCCUGGUGAUGGACAGGAGCUCUGGAGGAGGGCUCAGGGUGUACUCCUUCAGCACAUUUUUUUUCCCAAAGCUGCAAGGGCUGGGUGGGGGGCAGAGCGGGGGACAUGCAGCAGUCAAGCGUUGGACCAAAGCUGUGGACCUGUUCCUCUGUGACCUGAUCCUGGUCCCUCUGCACCUGGGAGUCCACUGGGCACUGGCCGUAAUCGACCUCAAAUCCAAGACUGUGAAGACGUACGACUCCAUGGGACAGAGGCAUGACGACGUCUGUAAACUGUUACUAUUCUAUAUUCAAGAGGAGCACAAAGUGAAGAAAGGCCGAGACCUGGAUGUCAGUAAAUGGACUGUCUGUAGCAUGAGACCCAGUGAGAUACCCCAACAGAAGAACGGAAGCGACUGUGGAGUCUUUGCUUGUAAAUAUGCAGACUAUAUAGCAAGGGAGCGACCUCUUACCUUUAAACAGUGCCACGUGCCUCUCUUCCGAAAGUUGAUGAUUUGGGAGAUCCUCCAUCAAAAGCUGCUCUAGAAGUUGGCAACCGCUUGACUUUUUAAAACCGCACAGUAAUGGAAUGAAUGUAUGUUUAAGAAGAAUAUACAUAUGGGCCAAAGAUGUGGACAUUUCACAUUAUAAGUCUUAACAAUUUUGUAAGUCUGUUAAAAUGUAUGCGAUCUAAUUCCAUUAAUUUAUCUCUAAGUUUUAAUUGGAGAAUGAUUUGAUGGGAUUGAUGAGGUGUUACAUGCUUGGGUACUACUACUACUGACGUUUGCAGUCUCAAGUGCCUUCCGUCCUAAGCAGAUUUGUUUUUAAAGUUAAAAUUAAGAACAAUUAACUGCGGUAUCAUCCUAUUAAAACAUGUGAGAUUGUAAUGUGUUAUUUAUAGAAUGACUGAAUCAUAUUGGGAGUGUAAAUAGCUGCUGUUAGGGGCUAAAAUGUGAAGCUUUACAUUUUUUCUUGGAAUAGAGGCAGUUCUUGGUUUUACAUUUAUUACUGUAAUUACUUAGCAUUCUACUGUACAAAGCUGCUUUUUUGGUUUUGUUUUAAUUCAUAUUUUAAAAUGUGACAUACUCCCUGGCUUUGCUGCCUAUGAUUGUAAUAAAGUAUGUCUCUGUAAUUU